UUAAUUAUGUCAGAAAACAAUAUCGACAAUAUUAAAUGCCCAAUUUCAGAACAUGCCUAUGAUAUCAAAUUAGUAUGUUUCAACGAGUCUUGUAAGGCAAAUAGAUUAUAUUGUAUUUAAUGUAUCAGAGAUGGUAUUCAUGUCUCUCAUCCUUAAAAUUAAUAAGAGGUUCCAUUAUUAUUUGAAUUUAUUGGGAAAAUUGGAGAAGAAUGUGAUGAUUGGAUUACCAAUUUAAAUCAACAAAUGAAUGUUGCGUCUUAAUAAUUCUAAUUAUUGAUUGAAGGAAUUAGAUCUAAAUAUCAGAAAUCUAAAUAAUAAUUCCUGAAUUUAAAUCCAAAAUAGAUGAAUUCCUUUUUUGACGAAACUAUCCAAUUCUAAUCCUUCUAAUACAAAACCUAAGACAAAAUCUAAUAAUCAAUCAAAGAAUUUUAAGAUUAAAUGGACAACUUAAUAUCUGGUUUAAAACUAUCCGAAUUAAAUUAUUACAUAUCUAAUUCAGAUCUUAAAAAGACAGAAGAAUUAUAUUAAAAAGGUAAUAAACCAAUUAAGUUAGGCCAUAAAUUAUAUUGGAUGGACGAUAACUAUGAAGAGGCGAUAAAACUUUUUGAUUAAGCAUUAAUUGUUAAUUCAACACAUAAAUUAUCUUUAUGGUGUAAAGGUAUAAAUAUUAUUCAAUUUGUUAGCCAACUGUUUAAGGAUGCUUGGUUAGUUUAAAGAAGCAAUAAACUGGGCAGAUAAAGCGUUGGAAGUAGAUCCAAAGCAUUGUAAUUCAUUAUAAUGCAAAGGUAUGAAUAUUGUUGAUAAGAAGGUAGCGCAUUAACAUAAUUGAAAAUGUUUAAAGAUGCUAAUUAAGUGAUUGAUUUAUCUUUAUCAAUCAAUCCAAAUCAUUUUGAUUCAUUAUGGUCGAAAGGUUGAUGUAUUUUAUAUCGAAUAGGUUGUUGUUUACAACAAUAAAAUUUAUUUUAAGAAGCCUUAAUAUUUUAUGAAAAAGCUUUAAAGAUUAUUCCGAAUGAUAAAUGGACAAUUAACAGAAGAGGUAACAUAUUUAUAACAACUUAGAUGAUUGUUUAAAAGCAUUAAAUCAAAAAUGAAAAUAGCAC
Molecule: messenger RNA, 1100 nt
Organism: Paramecium octaurelia
Lineage: Eukaryota; Ciliophora; Oligohymenophorea; Peniculida; Parameciidae
Source: the annotation of a GenBank genome assembly